This is a messenger RNA of Seminavis robusta, 1565 nucleotides long. NCBI's taxonomy places the organism in Eukaryota, Bacillariophyta, Bacillariophyceae, Naviculales, Naviculaceae. The record is from the annotation of a GenBank genome assembly.
AUGGUGUCUUUUCUGAACCGGGCUCUUGGCCUUGGAUCUCUGUUGUUAUCGUAUCGUGUAGCCUGUUGCUUUGAAGCAGACAUCUCGCUCUCGUCAGUGGUCGAUGCGACACUGAGUGCCGGCCGAAGGGAUGUGGAGGAAUCCCACGAGAACAGUUUCCAGUGUACUCUAUCUCCUACCAACUUGGCAACAGCAAGCGAUGCUUUCUUUGGUGGCGACGUGGAGGAAUGCCUGAGCUUGGCAGAAGAAAACCAAACUACCAGUCCGGGAAUGUUGAUGAUUUGGGAAGUAGAAACAGACGAGAUGAUGGUGUUCCGGGACAUGGACAGUUACCAGCAAGAAGUGACAGUAGCCCUUCGAAACCACGGCUUUUCGGUUGAAACAACAAAGUCCUUUCCAAAGGGUCAGCAAACGGUAGCUUGGAUGAUGAGAGAAGGAUACAUUAUCGCACGCUCCCUCCACAACAACAACAACAACAACAACAACAACAACAACAACAACAACAACAACAACAACAACAACAACAACAACAACGGCUUUUCAGUUUUCGUCCACCUUUGGGACAAUAUGGGACAACUACCGGCCGUCAAGAAUGCCUUGGGUUUGGGAAGUCAAAUGACGCCUUGCCAUCAGCAUGUGGCUGGAGGGGUGUUUGGCUUCAUGGCUCGGAACCGCAUUUGUUCAAACCAAGAAGAUAUAAUGGAGGGUCCAUCAAUUUUGGAUAGCGACUGUUUUCACAGCGAUGAUAAUGAUGUUGAUGAUCGCAUUUCUUCUCAGUGCAAUCAUGAUUCGAAGCUACAAUCCACGUCCCAAACUGUUACUGGUGGGUACCAUGCCAUUAUUCAUCAAUUGGAGGUGACCAAUUCACGUCGUCAAGAAGACAUGGGAACAUCCACAGACCAUUCCUCCCCUUCUGACUUUGUGCUCACCCGAUCCGAGCUCCGGAAAUCGUUUGAGCGGGCAGUGGCAAUGCUCGACAACGAAAAGUCGGCCAAAGUGAUGGGGUCUGCCGUGGGGGAUGGAUUCCUGCAGGUGGCGUUGACUGUACGGGGCGCUUUGGCCAUUUGGUGGGACGGACGACAACACGUUGACAUCAACUUUUUCCCGUCUGGAAGAAACAAUAAUGGGAGCCACAGCGACAGCAGCUCAUCGCACACGACAACGGAAGAAUUGGGCAACAAGCUGGUAGACGAGUUCCGAAGGGACAUGGCCAACGUUAGGACGAUGUUACAAGACAACUGUUGUCCCAUCAGCGUGGAGUGACCAGGCAGCUUCGGUUGUGAGCCGCACAAACUAUGCUUGAUUGACGGAGACAAUAAUAACUACACGUACAGUACAUUACUAACUAGAUCUAAUAGUUAUACAUCAAUGGGAGCCGGAAAAUGAUGUGCGAUCAGUUAUUCGCUACCUGGCAUCAUCAAGUAAACAUACAGAAAUAAUAAAGACGCAAUAAUUCCCGCGCUUAUACAUACCCCUUCAUCGUGCAUCCCCAUCGUUCGAAACACUAUCAUUUCGGGUCAACAACAAAACAGCCACACGCAGCAACAACACUGUCAACCGCAUCA